Molecule: messenger RNA, 1569 nt
Organism: Eutrema salsugineum
Lineage: Eukaryota; Viridiplantae; Streptophyta; Magnoliopsida; Brassicales; Brassicaceae
Product: UDP-glycosyltransferase 88A1
Exons: 2
Coding region: 8-1402 (464 amino acids)
Molecular function (GO): UDP-glycosyltransferase activity
Source: RefSeq, a predicted model, not a curated record
CAAGGCCAUGGGAAAACAAGAAGCUAUAGUUCUGUAUCCAGCACCACCAAUAGGUCACUUAGUGUCCAUGGUUGAGUUAGGCAAACUCAUACUCUCCCAAAACCCAUCUCUCUCCAUCCACAUCCUCUUAGCUCCACCGCCUUAUCAGCCGGAAUCAACCGCCACUUACAUCUCCACCGUCUCCUCCUCCUUCCCUUCAAUCACCUUCCACCACCUCCCCGCCGUCACACCCUACUCCUCCACCUCCACCUCACGCCACCACCACGAGUCACUCCUCUUAGAAAUCCUCUGUUUCAGCAACCCAAACGUCCACAAAACCCUUUUCUCGCUCUCUCAAAACUUCAAUCUCCACGCAAUGAUCAUCGACUUUUUCUGCACCGCCGUUUUAGACGUGACCGCCGAUUUCACCUUCCCGGUUUACUACUUUUUAGCCUCCGGAGCCGCAUAUCUAACCGGUUCCUUCUAUCUCCCGAUCCUCCACGAGACAACCGAAGGAAAAAACCUCAUAGAUAUUGAAACACUCCAUAUUCCCGGCGUUCCUCCGAUGAAAGGCUCCGAUAUGCCUAAGGCCGUGCUCGAGCGCGACGACGAGGUCUACGAUGCUUUUAUAAUGUUCUGCAAACAGCUCUCUAAGUCUUCAGGGAUCAUCGUCAAUACUUUUGAUGCUUUAGAGAACAGAGCUAUCAAGGCAAUAACAGAGGAGCUCUGUUUUCGCAAUAUUUAUCCGAUCGGACCGCUCAUUGUUCGAGGAAGAACCGGUGAUAACCAUGGAGACAAUGCAAGUUCUUGUUUGGAUUGGCUUGAUUCGCUGCCGGAACAGAGUGUUGCGUUCCUCUGUUUUGGGAGCUUGGGUUUGUUUUCAAAGGAACAGGUGAAUGAGAUUGCUAUUGGUUUAGAGAGAAGUGAGGAGAGAUUCUUGUGGGUGGUUCGUAAUCCACCGGAGAUAGAUAGCAUGGCUGAACCGGACUUGAAAACUCUUUUACCGGAAGGAUUCUUAAACCGAACCGGAAAUAGAGGAAUGGUCGUUAAAUCAUGGGCUCCGCAAGUUCCGGUUCUGAAUCACAAAUCUAUCGGUGGAUUCGUCACUCAUUGUGGCUGGAAUUCUAUUCUCGAAUCGGUUUGUGCAGGCGUACCGAUGGUGGCUUGGCCUUUGUACGCUGAGCAGAGGUUUAACAGAGUAGUGAUUGUUGAUGAGAUCAAAAUUGCAAUUCCGAUGAAUGAAUUGGAGACGGGUUUUGUGAGCUCUACGGAGGUGGAGAAACGAGUUCGGGAGAUAAUGCAGGAUGGUCCGGUUAGAGAAAAAACCAAAGCGAUGAAGAACGCAGCCGAAUCAGCCUUGACCGAAACCGGUUCGUCUCAUGCCGCGUUAAAUGCUCUACUCCAGUCGUGGAGCCUAAAAUGAUUAUUACAAAUAUUAGUAUGAAACAAAAUAAUCAUCAUAUUUGAGAUAUGGAACCCAAACUUUUAUUCCCCAAUCAAAAUCAUAUAUUUAUUGGAUAAGUAAUAAUGGUCUGUCUCUGGGGAUAUAAUAUUUUUGCACCGGCUUUGUCUUCUGUAAAUUUCAAACUA